Arabidopsis thaliana (thale cress) is the source of this 809-nucleotide messenger RNA. RefSeq lists its product as uncharacterized. NCBI's taxonomy places the organism in Eukaryota, Viridiplantae, Streptophyta, Magnoliopsida, Brassicales, Brassicaceae. Gene Ontology annotation, cellular component: mitochondrion. The record is from RefSeq and is marked reviewed. The coding region runs from base 1 to 588 and encodes 195 amino acids. The transcript is spliced from 4 exons.
AUGUCGUGGAUGAAAGGUGAUUUACUUUCCAAAACCAGGAGGCUUGUUGGUGGCUUAGCUACACGAGAGCCUGUUUGGCUUAAAGCCAUGGAAGCAUCACCACCUCCUGUGUUUCCUCGCUCCAAUGGAAAAAUCCAGAAGAUUGUUCUCCCUGAGGAUCCUUACGUUCGUAAAUUCGCUAAUAAGCAUCCUGGAACCAAAAUUGAUGACCCUGCCAAGAUAUCAGCAUUUAUUCCAGAUCAAGCACGUGUGUAUGGUUGCCGGGUACUUGAAUUGAAGGAGCAUGGCAUCAGUGAGGGUGACGCCAUGUCUGUAGCUAAUAUGGAAUAUCUUUCAGAGAGAAAGGAAAUGAAGAAAGCAUACAAACGCUUAAAGGAGCUUGCGGUAAUGCAAGAUAAGGAUCCACCUCCUAAACCGUAUCCUAGUGCCAAGAAAGGGUUAAUAACUCAAUCGAAGACAUCCGCUAAGGAUCGCUUCCAGACUCCUAGCGUCCGCAGGCUAGUUAACCAGUUGAAAAAUGAGAAAGAUGUGUUGCUGCAAGACAGAACCGGAGGAAGUGCUAAUCAGGAUAAUUGGAUCGACGAAUAAAUUACUCAAAAUCAUCGUUUUCUUUUUAUGCACACUACUCAUCCAAUUUCUUUGUAGAACUGGCUUUUUUCAUAUAUGACAUUCUUUGACUACAAAUGUUUUGCAACAAAACAAGUGUUAUUUCCAUUUGAAUGUCUUUGUAAUAAUAUCAUUGGAUGUUUCCUUCCAUGAGGCAAGGAAUUACAGAAAACCAAAAUGGUUACUCUCUCUAUUGAUCCUAC